This is a messenger RNA of Coregonus sp. 'balchen', 16305 nucleotides long. Lineage: Eukaryota; Metazoa; Chordata; Actinopteri; Salmoniformes; Salmonidae. The record is from the annotation of a GenBank genome assembly.
AUGGAUAAUAUAAGAAUCGCAGUAAAUGGUGUUUCUUAUAACGAGGCAGCAGAGAUCUACAAACCACAUGCUGAUCCGUUCACUGGUCCAAUAACACAUCUUGCACCUUGGAAUUUCGCAGUUUUGGCUACCUUGAUGUUUGUUGUAACAUCUCUGUCUCUAUUUGAAAAUUUCACUGUUAUGUUGGCCACUUACAAGUUCAAACAGCUGAGACAGCCCUUAAAUUAUAUCAUAGUUAAUUUAUCUGUUGCUGAUUUCCUUGUGUCACUCACCGGUGGAACAAUAAGUUUUCUAACAAAUGCCAAAGGUUUUUUUUUUCUUGGAAAUUGGGCUUGCGUAUUGGAAGGUUUUGCUGUCACCUAUUUCGGUAAGUUCAGCAUGGAUCAUGGUAAUGUAUUUGAAUAAGUAGCCUGGGAUGCUGGUGAAACCGCACAGUUGCUGCAGGUGUCAGUGUUGGAGCUGUUUAGAUUACCGAAAUGUAGCAAGAUAAUAGCUUUUGAAAGUCAAAGACUGAUUGGUUUCUUAGACAGUUUUUUAAAUAUUUAGCAGACGCUCUUAUCCAGAGCGACUUACAGUUAGUGAGUGCAUACAUUUUCAUACUGGUCCCCCGUGGGAAUCGAACCCACAACCCUGGCGUUGCAAGCGCCAUGCUCUACCAACUGAGCUACUAAAGACACACAAUACAUAGCAGAAAGGAAUCCAUCCAUCUUUUGUAGUGCAUUUGGCAGUUCUUUCAAAGUAAAUGUAAAAUCUAUAAGGUCCCUCAGUCAAGCAGUGAAUUUCAAACACAGAUUAAACCACAAAAACCAGGGAGGUUUUCCAAUGCCUCGCAAAGGGCACCUAUUGGUAGAUGGUUAAACAUUUCAAAAGCAGACAUUGAAUAUCCCUUUGAGCAUGGUGAAUUUAUUAAUUACACUUUGUGUAUCAAUGCACCUAGUCACUACAAAGAUACAGGCUUCCUUCCUAACUGAGUUGCGAGAGAAGAAGGACACCACUCAGGGAUUUCACCAUGAGGCCAAUGGUGACUUUAAAACAGUUACAGAGUUUAAUGACUGUGAUAGGAGAAAACUGAGGAUGGAUCAACAACAUUGUAGUUACUCCACAAUACUAACCUAAUUGACAUAGUGAAAAGAAGGAAGCCUGUACAGAAUAAAUAUAUUCCAAAACAUGCAUCCUGUUUGCAACAAGGCACUAAAGUAAUACUGCAAAAAAUGUGGCAAAGCAAUUAAUUUUUUGUCCUGAAUACAAAGUCUUAUGUUUGGGGCAAAUGCAAUACAACACAUUACUGAGUACCACUCUCCAUAUUUUCAAGCAUAGUGGUGGCUGCAUCAUGUUAUGGGUAUCUUGUAACUGUUAAGGACUUGGGAGUUCUUCAGGAUAAAAAAUUAACUGAAUGGAGCUAAGCACAGGCAAAAUCCUAGAGAAAAACCUGGUUCAGUCUGCUUUCCACCAGACACUGGGAGAUGAAUACACCUUUUAUUUAUAUUUCACUAGGAAACGCUGGGCCAAUUGUGCCCUGCCCUACAGGACUCCCAAUCACGGCCAGUUGUGAUACAGCCUGGAAUCGAACCAGGGGGUCUGUAGUGACGCCUCAAGCACUGAGAUGCAGUGCCUUAGACCGCUGCGUCACUCGGGAGCCCUUUCAGCAGGACAAUAUCCUAAAACACAAAUCUACACUGGAGUUGCCUACCAAGAAGACAGUGAAUGUUCCUGAGUGGCCGAGUUACAGUUUUGACUUAAACCUGCUUGAAAAUAUAUGGCAAGACCUGAAAAUGGUUGUCUAGCAACGAUCAACAAAAAAUUUUUUACAACCAAUUUGACAUGUUGCACAAUCCAGGUGUGGAAAGCUCUUAGAGACUUACCCAGAAAGACUUACAGGUGUAAUCGCUGCCAAAGGUUGAAUACUUAUCUAAUCAACAUAUUAUUAUUGUUAUUAUUAUUAUUUUUUUUACAAAUGUUAGAAUUUUUCUUCCACUUUGACAAUACAGAGAAUUUUGUGUAGAUCAAAUGUUUUUUUUGUUUUUUUUACAAUUAAAUACAUUUUAAUCCCACUUUCUAACACAACGAAAUGUGGAAGAAGUCAAGGGGUGUGAAUACUUUCUGAAGGUACUGUACAUACUCUUAGAAAAAAAGGGCUACCUAGAACAUUAAAAUGUUAUUCCGCUGUCCCUGUAGUAAAACCAAAGCCUUUUUGGUUCCAGGUAGAACCUUUUCACAAAAGGGUACUUUGAGUGUUCUACCUGGAACCAGAAAGGGUUCUCCUACAGGGACAGCCAAAUAUCCUUUUAUGGUUGUAAAAUAUGUGUUGGUUACAAUAUCGAAGGACCAUUAAAAUAGAUAAACUCAGGUGCUGGUUUCCAGGCCGGUAGUUACCACUACAGCAAUGUCCGUCCAGAACAACGAGGAGACAGUAUUUACAAUUUAGGGGGGUUUAAUGGACAGAAAGGAUCCACAUACACACACGCCACUCUUGAAACUGACAUAGAUUCUGGUUCUGUAAGGGAGAUAAUAAAAACUUAGACUCUAGCCCUGCAGAAGGAAAAUAUGCCUAUCUGCCUACUAAAUAUGCUAGUGGACCAGUACUUCAACAACAGCAAUACAGGAAUGUCUACAUAUUAUAAACACCAUAGCAUGAGCGAUUUACAUAUACACAAAAGGAAAUAGCUUAUCACCUCAAAUGACAAAUGCUAACAAACGGCUAAACCUACUAGGCAUGCUAACAUACAGUACUAAUGCAUUCUUAGUGUAAAUGCUAAUGCUAGUGGCCGCGCGAGCUAGCCAACAAGCUCAACAUAAUUGGCAAAAUACAACAACAGACAAUACUUAGCAACAAAACCAACGGGACAUAAAGAUCUUAAAGCACUUAUGUUUUAGAUGCACGCACAAUAAAAUGUCAGACAACAAGGAUAUUUUUCACAAGAGGAAAAAGGUAGAGGGAGGGAAAAAGUAGUGCUUGUCAGGAUGGAAAGCAAUGUUAUCUGAUUUCUUCCCUGCCAUGAUAGGGAUCCUACACGAAUGAACCUGAAGUCUCGGGAAUAGAGGAUGCUGAUUGGGUAAUACAGUUGAAGUCUGAGGUUUACAUACACCUUAGCCAAAUACAUUUAAACUCAGUUUUUCACAAUUCCUGACAUUUAAUCCUAGUUAAAACUCCCUGUUUUAGGUCAGUUAGGAUCACCACUUUAUUUUAAGAAUGUGAAAUGUCAGAAUAAUAGUAGAGAGAAUGAUUUAUUUAAGCUUUUAUUACAUUCAUCACAUUCCCAGUGGGUCAGAAGUUUACAUACUCUCAAUUAGUAUUUGGUAGCAUUGCCUUUAAUUUGUUUAACUUGGGUCAAACGUUUCGGGUAGCCUUCCACAAGCUUCCCACAAUAAGUUGGGUGAAUUUUGGCCCAUUCUUCCUGACAGAGCUGGUGUAACUGAGUCAGGUUUGUAGGCCUCCUUGCUCGCACACGCUUUUUCAGUUCUGCCCACACAUUUUCUAUAGGAUUGAGGUCAGGGCUUGGUGAUGGCCACUCCAAUACCUUGACUUUGUUGUCCUUAAGCCAUUUUGCCACAACUUUGGAAGUAUGCUUGGUGUCAUUGUUCAUUUGGAAGACCCAUUUGCGACCAAGCUUUAACUUCCUGACUGAUGUCUUGAGAUGUUGCUUCAAUAUAUCCACAUAAUUUUCCUUCCUCAUGAUGCCAUCUAUUUUGUGAAGUGCACCAGUCCCACCUGCAGCAACGCACCCCCACAGCAUGAUGCUGCCACCCCCGUGCUUCAUGGAUGGGAUGGUGUUCUUCGGCUUGCAAGCAACCCCCUUUUUGCUCCAAACAUAACAAUGGUCAUUAUGGCCAACAGUUCUAUUUUUGUUUCAUCACACCGGAGGACAUUUCUCCAAAAAGUACGAUCUUUGUCCCCAUGUGCAGUUGCAAACCGUAGUCUGGCUUUUUUAUGGCGGUUUUGGAGCAAUGGCUUAUUCCUUGCUGAGCAGCCUUUCAGGUUAUGUCGAUAUAGGGCUCGUUUUACUGUGGAUAUAGAUACUUUUGUACCGGUUUCCUCCAGCAUCGUCACAAUGUCCUUUGCUGUUGUUCUGGGAUUGAUUUGCACUUCUCGCACCAAAGUACGUUCAUCUCUAGGAGACAGAACACGUCUCCUUCCUGAGCGUUAUGACAGCUGCGUGGUCCCAUGGUGUUUAUACUUGCGUACUAUUGUUUGUACAGAUGAACAUGGUACCUUCAGGCAUUUGGAAAUUGCUCCCAAGGAUGAACCAGACUUGUGGAGGUCUACAAAUUUUUUUCUGUGGUCUUGGCUGAUUUCAUUUGAUUUCCCCAUGAUGUCAAGCAAAGAGGCACUGCGUUUGAAGGUAGGCCUUGAAAUACAUCCACAGGUACACCUCCAAUUGACUCAAAUGAUGUCAAUUAGCCUAUCAGAAGCUUCUAAAGCCAUGACAUCAUUUUCUGGAAUUUUCCAAGCUGUUUAAAAGCACAGUCAACUUAGUGUAUGUAAACUUCUGACCCCACUGGAAUUGUGAUACAGUGAAUUAUAAUUGAAAUAAUCUGUCUGUAAACAAUUGUUGGAAAAAUGUAUUGUGUCAUGCACAAAGUAGAUGUCCUAACCGACUUGCCAAAACUAUAGUUUGUUAACAAGAAAUUUGUGGAGUGGUUGAAAAACGAGUUUUAAUGACUCCAACCUAUAGUGAGAGAAAAAGUAUUUGAUCCCCUGCUGAUUUUGUAAGUUUGCCCACUGACAAAGACAUGAUCAGUCUGUAAUUUUAAUGGUAGGUUUAUUUGAACAGUGAGAGACAGAAUAACAACAACAAAAUCCAGAAAAACGCAUGUCAAAAAUGUUAUAAAUUGAUUUGCAUUUUAAUGAGGGAAAUAAUUAUUUGACCCCUCUGCAAAACAUGACUUAGUUCUUGGUGGCAAAACCCUUGUUGGCAAUCACAGAGGUCAGACGUUUCUUGUAGUUGGCCACCAGGUUUGUACACAUCUCAGAAGGGAUUUUGUUCCACUCCUCUUUGCAGAUCUUCUCCAAGACAUUAAGGUUUCGAGGCUGACGUUUGGCAACUCAAACCUUCAGCUCCCUCCACAGAUUUUCUAUGGGACUAAGGUCUGGAGACUGGCUAGGCCACUCCAGGACCUUAAUGUGCUUCUUCUUGAGCCACUCCUUUGUUGCCUUGGCCGUGUGUUUUGGGUCAUUGUCAUGCUGGAAUACCCAUCCACGACCCAUUUUCAAUGCCCUGGCUGAGGGAAGGAGGUUCUCACCCAAGAUUUGACGGUACAUGGCCCCGUCCAUUGUCCCUUCGAUGCGGUGAAGUUGUCCUGUCCCCUUAGCAGAAAAACACCCCCAAAGCAUAAUGUUUCCACCUCCAUGUUUGACGGUGGGGAUGGUGUUCUUGGGGUCAUAGGCAGCAUUCCUCCUUCUCCAAACACGGCGAGUUGAGUUGAUGGCAAAGAGCUCGAUUUUGGUCUCAUCUGACCACAACACUUUCACCCAGUUCUCCUCUGAAUCAUUCAGAUGUUCAUUGGCAAACUUCAGGCGGCCCUGUAUAUGUGCUUUCUUGAGCAGGGGGACCUUGCGGGCGCUGCAGGAUUUCAGUCCUUCACAGCGUAAUAUGUUACCAAUUGUUUUCUUGGUGACUAUGGUCCCAGCUGCCUUGAGAUCAUUGACAAGAUCCUCCCGUGUAGUUCUGGGCUGAUUCCUCACCGUUCUCAUGAUCAUUGCAACUCCACGAGGUGAGAUCUUGCAUGGAGCCCCAGGCUGAGGGAGAUUGACAGUUAUUUUGUGUUUCUUCCAUUUGUGAAUAAUAGCACCAACUGUUGUCACCUUCUCACCAAGCUGCUUGGCGAUGGUCUUGUAGCCCAUUCCAGCCUUGUGUAGGUCUACAAUCUUGUCCCUGACAUCCUUGGAGAGCUCUUUGGUCUUGGCCAUGGUGGAGAGUUUGGAAUCUGAUUGAUUGAUUGCUUCUGUGGACAGGUGUCUUUUAUACAGGUAACAAGCUAAGAUUAGGAGCACUCCCUUUAAGAGUGUGCUCCUAAUCUCAGCUCGUUACCUGUAUAAAAGACACCUGGGAGCCAGAAAUCUUUCUGAUUGAGAGGGGGUCAAACACUUAUUUCCCUCAUUAAAAUGCAAAUCAAUUUAUAACAUUUUUGACAUGCGUUUUUCUGGAUUUGUUUGUUGUUAUUCUGUCUCUCACUGUUCAAAUAAACCUACCAUUAAAAUUAUAGACUGAUCAUUUAUUUGUCAGUGGGCAAACGUACAAAAUCAGCAGCGGAUCAAAUACUUUUUUCCCCUCACUGUAAGUGUAUGUAAACAUCCGACUUCAACUGUAUAAGAAUGACUGGCGUGACCUUGGCCAAUAAGAAAACUAAAGGUGGUUAGUGUCUGAAGAAUAGGAGAAGAAAGCCCCUUUUCCACUGGCACAUAAAAUUAGGGCCAAAUUUGAGCUAGCCCACCAAGGCCAGCCCAACCUGGGUUGACUUCAAAGUGCCAAUGGAAACUGGGCUUCAGCUGCCUGACUAAACUAACCAGAAGGGAGUGCCAGAAAGCUGGCAGUUUUUACAAUGGUUCUAGGUAGCCCAUUUUAUGUAGAGUGAAGUGUAGAAUGGUAGUAUUUAGCCAAUUUUAUGAAACGGGUUGUUUCGAUCAUGGAUGCUGAUUGGACGAGCAUCAUUCCAAGCGGUGCUGUAUUCGCCAACACAGGCACACCUAUGCUUGCUAACAGUUCCAUCUGAAUUAUCACUGACCCUCCAUAAGAAUAUCAUCAUGUUCAGGUUGCUGUCCGAAUCAUCUAUUGUAUUUAUCUCAACUUACACAUUAUUUCCCCUUGCUUCUAGCCUAGUAUUUAGUUUGGUAAAGCGGGGUUAACAUAAGCGUGACUGAGUUAGCUGAAGUUGGCUAGCUAGCUAGCGACAAGAACGUUAGUCAGCCUGCCUAGCAACCAUUUUUGCUAGAACGGACGACCAGUCCUUUUACGUAGCAACUAUGCAAAAAUUAUUUAGUGUGUCUGUUGCAACAUUACCAAAAUAACUAACAACCAGAUUUUUGUCCGGACUAUAUCUUCUGGUGGAAGAAUGAAAUUGUAUGAAUUUACUUAUGAAGAUAAUGUUUUUAAUGAAAAUAUGUCAUUCAUUGUUAUUUUAAUAUGUUGGUAAUCGUUAUGUUAAAAUCAAUAAGGCAUGCAAGUCAGUGCUAUGUGAUGUAUAUAGUCACAGCCAAAUUGGUAGAUGUGUUUCUUCUGGGCCCUACAGAAUGCCCUUUGCCUGUGUCUGUGUCUCCUCUAAGGGAUUGUGGCUAUGUGGUCCCUGGCAGUCCUGUCCUUCGAGCGCUUCUUUGUGAUCUGCCGGCCUCUGGGGAAUGUUCGUCUUAGGGGGAAGCAUGCGGCGCUCGGCCUGCUGUUUGUCUGGACCUUCUCCUUCAUCUGGACUAUCCCUCCUGUGUUCGGCUGGUGCAGCUACACCGUCAGCAAGAUCGGCACCACCUGCGAGCCAAACUGGUGAGAGGCAACUGAGAGGGAGCAGAGAGCACACGUAAACAUAGAUGUACAGCAACCUCAACCUCCUGUUUGUAUCAUAAAUGCACGCAGGCACAAAAGGGUCAUUUUUGAAUUGCAGUGGCAUUUGGGCAUGGCAUUUUGUAUUUGUAUUUAUUUAAAUGUAUUUGGGUAAAUCUGCCCUUUCUUAAUCAACAAAUAUGGUAGCUUCAUUAUUUUAAUUUUUUUUGACUAUUAUGAUAACAUUGUGCCAACAGUCGCAGUAGGAACACCAAUGACAGAUUUUAGGUAAUUUUGGAUUUUCAUCAACACUUUAAAAAUAAUUGACUAACAUAAUAUCAUAAUCAUUUUGUUCACAGUGUAAUUUCCCUUCAUUUAAAUUAAAAAUGCCAUUUUUUUCUAUAGACACACACAAUUAUCAAUGGAAUCCUCAAAUGUAUGACAUACUAAAAGGGUGUGAUUAGCAAAUUAUUUUAUUUAAUAUAGACCCCUCCCCCGAUAAGAGUUUAACACAGGAGGAAAUGCUCAAGGUCCGUGUAUGUCUUUGUAAGAAGUGAUUUUCAAGGCGGAAACACCAAUGACAUCAAACUAAGGGAUAUUAUUUUACAAUUCACUAGUACUUCAUACAACUGGCCACUGAGUUGAUCAGUGCAUAUGCCCAGCAUCCAAGUGCUGGCUGAGUUAUUGGGGUGGAGAAGAACCCUAACUGUUUGUCCUUGGAUGAUGUUGGGCAUGUCACAUGCAUGUGUGUCAUAGUGGUAUUUUGCUGUCAGCCCUUUGGCUUGUUUUCUUGGAAUGACAUUUUGUACCACUGCUUUCCAUGGGUCUUCACCAUCCAUCACAUCCUUUUUUAGGAGUGUUUUGGCCAUUUUCACCGCUGAUUCCGCUUUGGCUGUGAUACGAUGAUGACGUCACAUGUUUAAAGUCCCACUCAUCAGCAAAUGUUUGAAAGUCCAUUCCGGAGAAGGGGGGGGGGGGGGGGGGGGGGGGGGGGCAUUACCAGAAACAACAGUGUGGGAAACGCCAUGUCUGCUGAACUGCUUUUUGCAGCAUUCAAUGAUGGUGUCUGAUGUGGUGUCAGUCAGCUCGUCGAGCUCCCAGUAGUCUGCGUAAUAAUCCACCGUGAUGAGGUAGUUGUUUUUGUUGACUGUGAGUAAGUCCAUCCCGAUCUUGGACCAUGGGAGGGGAGGGAUUUGGUGGGGGAUGAGUGUCUCCUUUUGUUGUCUCUUCUGGAUGGUUGCAGGUUGCACAUUUGCUGAUAAAGAUCUUUACGUCCUCCGUAAUCCUUGGCCAGAAAACAGUCCAAAUAUCAGUCCAUUUUCUGUGGUGAGCUCCUCUUUGUACGUCCAGAAAUCUUUCAGUGUGUGACUCACAGCCUGUUUGGUUCCAGGCCAGCCAUUAUUGAUUUGUGCGUACAGAGCUUGAAACAGUGGGUCCUGGGAACAGUGUGCUUUGAUUGACUCCACUGUCUUAGUUGAGAUGUGACAUCACUGGUGUGAUCCACCUGUUCCAGGUCAGUUGUGGCUAGACCCAUAGCGUAGACUGUGGCUGGUGUUUGCAUUUGUCUGUGCUCUGUGGUUGAUUGAGCUGUUCUGAACAGGAAGGCAGCUACAUGUAGUUCUUUGCCUUGUUUGUAUUGCACGUGGAGUUGGUAUCUUUAUAGCCUUAGCAACAUUCUCUGCAGUCGCUUUGGUGCUGUGAGUAGGGAUUUCUUGAAGAUCGUCUCAAGCAGUUUGUGUUUGCUGUGUAUUGUGAUGAACUCUCUGCCAUGCAGAUACUGAUCAAACUUGUCACAUGCAAAAACAAUGGAGAGGCAUUCUUUCUCAAUCUGUGCAUAUCUUUGUUCUGUCUGAGUCAAUGUUCUGGAGGCAAAUGCAACAGGUUAUCCUUUCUGUAGAAAGGCUGCGCCCAAACCUGUCUCACUGGCAUCACACUGCAUUGUGACUUCAUCAUUCAGGUCUUAGUAUUUGAGCACUGGGUGUUGUGUGACUAACUGUUUGAUAGUCUCCACUGCUGCGUCAUGCUGUGGUAGCCAUGUCCAUUCAAUGUCCUUGUCAGUCAGUCUUCUGAGCGGCUCACACAUAUCAGAUAGGCGGGGCAUAAAUUUUGCAAGAUAGUUCACAAACCCCAACAGCCGCUGUAGUGACUUGACGUCGGUCGGUUUAUCCAUGUUCUGAAUGGCUGUUAUUUUCUCUGGGUCAGGGCAAAGGCCCUCUGUGGUGAGAAGAUGACCCAUGUACAGUGAGGGAAAAAAGUAUUUGAUCCCCUGUUGAUUUUGUACGUUUGCCCACUGACAAAGAAAUUAUCAGUCUAUAAUAUUAAUGGUAGGUUUAUUUGAACAGUGAGAGACAGAAUAACAAAAAAAAAUCCAGAAAAACGCAUGUCAAAAAUGUUAUAAAUUGAUUUGCAUUUUAAUGAGGGAAAUAAGUAUUUGACCCCCUCUCAAUCAGAAAGAUUUCUGGCUCCCAGGUGUCUUUUAUACAGGUAACGAGCUGAGAUUAGGAGCACACUCUUAAAGGGAGUGCUCCUAAUCUCAGUGUGUUACCUGUAUAAAAGACACCUGUCCACAGAAGCAAUCAAUCAAUCAGAUUCCAAACUCUCCACCAUGGCCAAGACCAAAGAGCUCUCCAAGGAUGUCAGGGAUAAGAUUGUAGACCUACACAAGGCUGGAAUGGGCUACAAGACCAUCGCCAAGCAGCUUGGUGAGAAGGUGACAACAGUUGGUGCGAUUAUUCACAAAUGGAAGAAACACAAAAUAACUGUCAAUCUCCUUCGGCCUGGGGCUCCAUGCAAGAUCUCACCUCGUGGAGUUGCAAUGAUCAUGAGAACGGUGAGGAAUCAGCCCAGAACUACACGGGAGGAUCUUGUCAAUGAUCUCAAGGCAGCUGGGACCAUAGUCACCAAGAAAACAUUUGACAACACACUACGCCGUGAAGGACUGAAAUCCUGCAGCGCCCGCAAGGUCCCCCUGCUCAACAAAGCACAUAUACAUGCCCGUCUGAAGUUUGCCAAUGAACAUCUGAAUAAUUCAGAGGAGAACUGGGUGAAAGUGUUGUGGUCAGAUGAGACCAAAAUGGAGCUCUUUGGCAUCAACUCAACUCGCCGUAUUUGGAGGAAGAGGAAUGCUGCCUAUGACCCCAAGAACACCAUCCCCACCGUCAAACAUGGAGGUGGAAACAUUAUGUUUUUUGGGUGUUUUUCUGCUAAGGGGACAGGACAGGACAACUUCACCGCAUCAAAGGGACGAUGGACGGGGCGAUGUGCCUUCAAAUUUUGGGUGAGAACCUCCUUCCCUCAGCCAGGGCAUUGAAAAUGGGUCGUGGAUGGGUAUUCCAGCAUGACAAUGACCCAAAACACACGGCCAAGGCAACAAAGGAGUGGCUCAAGAAGAAGCACAUUAAGGUCCUGGAGUGGCCUAGCCAGUCUCCAGACCUUAAUCCCAUAGAAAAUCUGUGGAGGGAGCUGAAAGUUCGAGUUGCCAAACGUCAGCCUCGAAACCUUAAUGACUUGGAGAUCUACAAAGAGGAGUGGGACAAAAUCCCUCCUGAGAUGUGUGCAAACAUGGUGGCCAACUACAAGAAACGUCUGACCUGUGUGAUUGCCAACAAGGGUUUUGCCACCAAGUACUAAGUCAUGUUUUGCAGAGGGGUCAAAUACUUAUUUCCCUCAUUAAAAUGCAAAUCAAUUUAUAACAUUUUUGACAUGCGUUUUUCUGGAUUUUUUUGUUGUUAUUCUGUCUCUCACUGUUCAAAUAAAACUACCAUUACAAGUAUAGACUUCUAAUUUCUUUGUCAGUGGGCAAACGUACAAAAUCAGCAGGGGAUCAAAUACUUUUUUCCCUCACUGUAUGUCACACUAGGUAGCUUUAACCGGAGUUCCUUUUUGUUCAGCUUCAGGUUGACAUCUCUUGCUCUCUGCAGGAGAGCUGUAAGGUUUCUGUCAUGAUCUGCCAUCGCCUCUUCGUGUGUGUCACCACAUCCAUAGAGUAGAAUGUAAUCUGCGAUCACACUCACUCCUUUCAGUCCCUGUAGUGCUUCACACUGUCUGCGUUGGUAUUCUUCAGUGACUGGCUUGAUUCCAAAUGGCAUUCUCAGCCAUCUAUACCUGCCUACAGGUGUCCAGAAAGUUGUUAGAUAGCUGGUCACUUCAUCAAGUUUGACUUGCCAAUAUCCAUCUUUGGCAUCGAGUACUGAGAAUACCUUUGUGUUGGAUAUCUCUGGUAGAAUCUCUUCUAUUGUGGGCAUCUGGAAGUGCGAUCUCAGUAAGGCUUUAUUGAGUGCACUGGGGUCCAUGCAUAUUCAUAGUUUAUCAGGUUUUUCAAUGACAACCAUGUUGCUGAUCCACGGUGUUGGCUCUGUGACUUUUGUGAUGAUAUCUGCAUUGUCCAUUGAAUGUAUGGCCUUUGUGAUCCAUUCCUUCAGUUGAAUAGGUAUCCGUCUUGGUAGCUGCUGCACAGGCCGGGCUGCAUUGUCUACUUCUAGGUGUAGCUCCCCAGGAAGGCAGCCAAGCCCAUCAAACACGUCCUUGUACUUGGAGAUGAUCUCCUCAGUUGUCAUGAUGACCUCAGUGGAUGUGGUGCUUGGGGUGUCGACAUGAUGUAACACAUGGCUGUGGUUCACAUGUAGUAGGCUGAGUCUUUCAAAUGUGUCAGCUGACAGCAGAGGAAGCUGGGAUGUCUCCAUGACCUGAAAUGUAAUAUGAAACAUUUUCCAUCAUGUUCUGCUUUGAGAUUGCAUUCUCCUGUUGGCUUUAUCAGUGUGCCGUCAUAUAGCUUGAGUGUAGCUUUGCUGGGUAGUAGAACUGGAUUGCCAUCUUGCAUGAGUCGCUGUAGGUCCCCAUAGCUUAUGACAUUCACUGUUGAUCCUGUGUCUAGUUUACAUUUAAUUGUAUGGCUGGGGUCAUAUGUCAAUGGCUCAUCACUGAGUGGAGCUAGCUUAAGGUUAAUGAACAAUUUUUUCCCUUGUCUUCCACAGAAUUAACCUGUGAGAUGUACCACAUUGCAUCUGUUGUUUGGUCAUCUGACUCAUUAUCUUCCUCUAAUAGACUGAGUUGAGGUUUGUGUUGUGCUUGUUUACAAACUCUGGCAAAAUGGUUUUGUUUUCCACAUGCUUAACAGGUGACACCGUAUGCUGGGCAUUUGGCUUUGGCAUGUACUGACCCACAGUAAUGACAGGGUAAGUCGUUUGGCAUUCUAUGUUUGUUAUUAUCCCCUGUAAACUCUGUCUGUUUACGACCAUAUGUUUGGCGUUUUGAUUCUGAACGUCGCUCACGGGAGGUAUAAUGUACAGUCUCUGGUUCACCUCCACCAAUUGUCCUGAUUUGCAUUUGUUCUUGUUCACUUGAACGACACGUCAAUGGCUUUGUUCAGUGUGAGGUUGGGUUCUCUGAGCAUGCGCGCUCACACAGCUAUAUCUUUAGUGCCUAUGACAAGCCUGUCACGGACUAGUUCCUCUCGUAAUGCGCCACAUUUACGUGUCUGCUAGCUUCCUCAGAUUUGCAAUGUACUGCUCUGAUGUUUCACAUUGACUUUGUUCACAAGCAUUAAACAUGUACCUCUCGUAGUUCAUGUUCCUGGAUGUCUCAAAGUGUUUCUGUAGCGCCUCAAAUUUUUACUGGGUCAGUUCUCUGCUUCAGGCAUAUAAAGAUUCCGCUGUAAGAGAUGACAUUUCUUUCUCAUCACGGUUAGCAGAGUUGCUAUAGCAGACUUUUGCUUCCUUUUCAUCCAGACCGGUAGCUAUCUCAUAGUUUUCCCAUUGUGCUCGAAAAUGUUUCCAGUUGUUGUAUGUAUCGCCCUUCAUGUCCAUAGGCUCUGGUACCGGAAUUACCGGGUAAGCCAUUGUUGUCGUUGUUGUUAUUAUAAUACUUUUUUUGUUGCUGGUUAGCUAGUUGGCACGUCCCUUCCUACUGUGCAUUUAUCCGUGUGUCGUUUUGAUAUUUUGAUUCGUCAAGGAUAUACCUAUUUGGUUCUGACUUCUGACACCAUGUUUUGUAUGGUGUUUAUUCUAUACAAGAGCAAGGUAAUGCUGAUUAGAAGGUCUUUACUUCAGGAUCACUCUGUAGCAUGCAUACAGCUCCAUUCAGUGCAUAGUAAGUCAUGCUGAACUUGGCUCACUAGGACUAUAUACUGUAGUAUCACACUCAGAUACACAUAACAGCAGCGCCAUCUAUUGGCUUGGUGACAUCUCGUAACAAUUAUAUUUGUUAUAUAUAUUUUUAUUUGAAUAGCCUUCUUUGUUUUUAUUGCUCUAUACAAUAUAUUACUUUCUAGCAUUCAAAAUAAUAGAUAGACAUCUCUAAAUCCUAAAAACACAGCACUACAACUCUACUCAUUACUACUGGAACAAGCCAAUUUGAUUGCACUUAGUACUUUAAACAAUUCAUUAAGGUAACAUUUUGCAGUAUGAAGGAGUUGCAUUAUGGUUUGUCAAUGACAAACAGUUCAAUACUGUGUAAAAUAAAACAUGUAUGAUGUGUAACUAUUUGUCAUUUUAAAGUGUUUUUCAUGGUUGCAAAGCCAAGGGAUGCAAAUGCCACCACAAUUCAAGAGUGACUGUAAUCCUCGCAAGGUGAGCUAUUGAAAGGUAUUGAAAACAAGGGUGUCAAUUAUUUUCACCCCUACCUUUUUGAGAAUUAAAUAUAUUUUUGUAUUAGUAUAAAAUAAUAUAACUUUCAAAUGUUUUGGAGCAUACACUAAAGCUCAAUAUUUGAAUUAUUUAUUUCAUACAGUAAUUUGUUCUAAUAUUUUUCAAGGGUGUCAAUAAUUUUGGACCCCACUGUAUAGCAUUUUGCAAAUAAAAUAAAAGUAAUAGAUUUUAAACAAACACGUCCAUCAUCGACAACCCCAUGCCAUGAUUAGAUAGUGAAAAAACACACCAAUCUCUUUCAUAACUUCUUUAAAUAAUAAAAGCUAAUUUACCAUUUCUGAAAGUGGAUAUAUAGCAUUUUGGAAUUAAACUCUUCAUAUACUGUAACUACUAGCUAGAAGUUAAGACUAAGCCUUGUGUGUGUAACUUAGUUGAUGGCACCUUGCGAAGUUAUCUCAACUUCACAAUGGAAAAACACUUUCAAGUCAAGGAGUCAAGAUUAUUUGACCCUAAGGGGUGUGCUCCUUCUAGAGAUCAUGGUAAUGUUGUUAAGCAUUGCUAAUCAAAGGGAAGCAGGUAGGGGGGCUGACAAGCACUGCCUCUGGUCCAUUGAGAGAGCCAUCGCUAAGGCAGUGAAAUACAGUCAACAAUGCAAUUAUAAGCCACAUUCAAGGAUAUACAUGAUAUAUCAGUGUCCUAACUUGUCACUCUGCGAAAACAUUUGGGUCUGUCAGAAAACAUUUUAGUUGGGUGCAUCUCCCUAAACUCAACUUCAGAUUUUGUCCAAAACAGUCUAGAGUCUGUCUCUGGUUCUGUGAGAAUGAAUCCCCAGCUUGCCGCCUUUGAUAGCGGUAGCAGUUAUUAUAAUGGAAAUUACACAAUUAGGCUUCCGUCAACUGGCCCCUGGGACCCCAAUUAUGUGUCCCAUAGAUUUGCUUCAGCUGUAUAAUUCCCACUUUAAUUGCAGCUCAAAUGAGGCACAAAACAGAAUAAGCCUAUCUGACAGGUCCAAUACAACCCUUCUCCUCUGUCAACAUUAUGUCACACACUUUUAUGGUGUCCUUAAAGGCUGAAUCUACAGUUGAAACAAUAACCAAGGCACCCCGCCUCUGUUUUGGUAAAAAGCUGAGGGAUGGGCCUGGAUAAAUGUAGCCACUCUCAGAUUAAUACACAGAUCUAUGGAUGCAGGGACUGACCAUCCAUAAUAUCAAUAUUAUUGUUUUAACCAUGUUUUGAGGCUAUACAGUGUUUGUUUACAUUUACAAUGUUUACAAACAUUGGGGGAAAAUACGUUAAUAAUGGGUAUACACUGAGUGUACAAAACAUUAAGGACACCUGCUCUUUCCAUGACAUAGACUGACCAGGUGAAUCCAGGUGAAGCUAUGAUCCCUUAUUGACGUCAGGAAGGUGUCCUUAAUGUUUUGUACACUCAGUGUAUAUAAUCAAUUCAUUGUUUGUUUUCGACAUCCCUAGGGUGUUGUCAUUUUUACAAACCAUUUUUACAUUUGUUAGCUGGCUCCAAAAAUGCUUGUCAGGAGAUGCUGGACAUAUGUUAUAUAACCAACUUAUACUUUUAAAAACAGUUUGAAAAUAAGCUUAAACUUGAAAAGAGUGAACUAUCCCUUUAAAUACAGACUAAGCCAUAAGGCUGGGCCAUGUAGCAAAUGCUGGAAAUGUCAUUCAAAUGUUUAUGUUCUACUUUCCUCAGGUACUCCAACAACAUUUCAAAUCACACCUACAUAAUCACCUUCUUUGUGACCUGCUUUAUAAUGCCCCUCGGGGUGAUAAUCUACUGCUAUGGGAAGCUCCUACAGAAGCUGAGGAAGGUCAGUUCCCAUUUAUAAAAUACUGGAACUAUUGGGAGAGGAUGCAACUGAACCAAAGUAGUCAUUGGCCAGGCUUGGCUUGUAAUGUCUAGUAAUUACAUCCUGUUAAGCUCUUAAAGUAUUUAAAUAAACUCACACAGCAGACUUUCUAGCUCAAUAACCGAAGGUGUUUGUUGUCACGUCAACCCUAAGGUGUCCCAUGCCAGGCUGGGUAACGCCAAGAAACCGGAGCGUCAGGUGACCCGCAUGGUGGUGGUGAUGAUUGUGGCUUUCAUGGUGGGCUGGACGCCCUACGCAGCCUUCUCCAUCAUUGUCACAGCCUGUCCCACCAUCUACCUGGACCCCAGACUGGCUGCCGCACCCGCUUUCUUCUCCAAGACGGCUGCAGUCUACAACCCAGUCAUCUACGUCUUCAUGAACAAACAG